AAAAAAUCCCUCAUCGACUGCUGCCAUCCUCUCUUUCUCACUAGAAUUAAAUUCACCACUCAAACUAGCUUAGCUUAGCUUAGCUUAGCUUAGCUUAGCCCACACACAUACAAUCGAGAAGCUGCUGUGUUGUUUGGUGUUUGUUGUUAUUGUUGUUGUUGGUGUGGAGAUGCGGAUGAGCUGCAACGGCUGCCGGGUGCUGCGCAAGGGCUGCAGCGAGGCCUGCAGCAUCCGGCCCUGCCUGCAGUGGAUCCGCAGCCCCGACUCGCAGGCCAACGCCACCGUCUUCCUCGCCAAGUUCUACGGCCGCGCCGGCCUCAUCAACCUCCUCAACGCCGGCCCCGAUCACCUCCGCCCCGGUAUAUUCCGGUCGCUGCUCUACGAGGCCUGCGGCCGGAUCCUGAACCCGAUAUACGGGUCGGUCGGGCUGCUGUGGUCGGGGAGCUGGCAGCUGUGCCAGGAGGCCGUCAGGCGUGACUGAAGGGCGCGCGAUCUCCUCCAUCCCCGCUUCUGCUUCUGCUGCUGUGCCGCGGUUCCGCGCUCAGACCUGCACAUCCGCCACGUCG
Messenger RNA from Ananas comosus (pineapple), 566 nucleotides. Its product is annotated as LOB domain-containing protein 41-like. Gene Ontology annotation, biological process: regulation of gene expression. The record is from RefSeq and is a predicted model, not a curated record. NCBI's taxonomy places the organism in Eukaryota, Viridiplantae, Streptophyta, Magnoliopsida, Poales, Bromeliaceae.